AUGGAGCCACGAGGGAUUGUCAAAGCCUUUCCCAAGAGGAAGAAAGUGAGGGAUGACUCGGGGAAAAGUGUCCCUCCAAAGAUCUCUAAAGAGGAAGGAACAGAGAUACCUGAGGAUUGGCUGAAACCAGUCACCGCCUAUGUGUUGCAAGCUGGCAUCGGCCAAGCCAGGGCGGAUAUCUUCCACAAGCAGAUUGUCCAGAAUGGGGGUGUUGUGCAUGACCAGCUCUCCUCAGAGGUGACACACGUCAUUGUGGCUGAAGACAUGGACUGUGAUCGGGCCUUUCGGCUCCUCAAAUUAACCAAACUACCUUCAGGAUUGCAGCUAGUGAAGGCAUCCUGGCUAAGUGCUUGUAUUAGAGACCAGAAGCUGCUGAGUACCGCUGGCGCUGGUGUCUUUAUCCCUCACAGGUACCUGGAGGAAGAAGAACUGCAGAAAGAACAGCAGCAGCAGGUCCCCAGCAGUGAAGAGGUCCAGCCCUCAGCAGAGGAGGGAGCAGUGAAACCAAAUACCAAAGCGCGGGUGGAGGAUUCCUCGCAGCGAGGCCUGGGCACCCUUGGGCAGCAGCAGCUGACUGAGAAAGUCUCUGAUGAUGAAGACAGUGAAGGAGAAGAUGCUGGUGUCACCCAGGGAGAUCUGGAAGCAUUGAUUUCUGGCCACUACCCCGUGAAAUCAUCAGAGGAGACCAGUGACAGCUCUUCUGCAGUGGGCCAGCCUGCCAGCAAGUGGGUUUGUGCCCAUUCCUCCAACAGCAAGAAGGAGAAUCACAACCAGUGCAUCACAGAGAAGCUGGAAGUGCUCGCAAAGGCCUAUUCUGUCCAGGGGGACAAGUGGAGAGCUCUGGGCUACUCCAAAGCCAUCAAUGCACUCAAGAGCUACCACAAACCAGUCACCUCCUACCAGGAAGCCUGUAAAAUCCCUGGGAUUGGGAAGCGAAUGGCAGAGAAGAUCCUGGAGAUCUUGGAGAGUGGGCAUCUGCGCAAGCUGGAUCACAUCAGUGAGAGUGUUCCUGUGCUGGAGUUGUUUUCCAACAUCUGGGGAGCAGGGGUCAAGACAGCUCAAAUGUGGUACCAGCAGGGUUUCCGGACGCUGGAUGAUAUCCGCACCAAGGCGACUCUCACCAGCCAGCAAGCUGUGGGGCUGAAGCACUACACGGAUUUCCUGGAGCGCAUGCCUCGGGAGGAAGCUGCAGAAAUAGAACAGACCGUCAGACAAGCUGCCUUGGCCCUGAAGCCUGGGCUCGUGUGUGUGGCAUGUGGCUCCUACCGUCGAGGGAAGUCCACCUGUGGAGAUGUGGAUGUGCUGGUCACUCACCCAGAUGGGCAGUCUCACCGUGGGGUGUUCAGCAAGCUGCUUGACAGCCUCCACAGGAGUGGCUUCCUUACGGAUGACCUGGUGAGUCAAGAGGACAAUGGUGAUCAGAAGAAGUACCUGGGGGUGUGCCGCCUCCCUGGGCCAGCCCGGCGUCACCGCCGGCUUGACAUCAUUGUGGUGCCUUACAGUGAGUUUGCCUGCGCCCUGCUCUACUUCACCGGCUCUGCUCACUUCAACCGCUCCAUGCGGGCCCUGGCUAAGACCAAGGGCAUGAGCCUCUCGGAGCACGCCCUCAGCUCAGCCGUGGUGCGAGGCCCUGGAGGCGUCAAGAUGGCACCUGGCCAUACUCUACCCACUCCCACCGAGAGAGACGUCUUUGUUCAGCUGGGGCUGCCGUACCGGGAGCCCUCAGAACGAGACUGGUGAUACCCAGUUGUCACCCCACACCCUGAGCCUACUGCCACGCUGCUGUUUUGAAGGGUGCUGGUUUCUCUGGUGCUGCUCUGUGGUGACUG
Mesitornis unicolor (brown roatelo) is the source of this 1829-nucleotide messenger RNA. RefSeq names its product polymerase (DNA directed), lambda (gene POLL). Gene Ontology annotation, molecular function: DNA-directed DNA polymerase activity; DNA binding. Gene Ontology annotation, biological process: double-strand break repair via nonhomologous end joining. The coding region runs from base 1 to 1740 and encodes 579 amino acids. Gene Ontology annotation, cellular component: nucleus. The record is from RefSeq and is a predicted model, not a curated record. The transcript has 8 exons. Lineage: Eukaryota; Metazoa; Chordata; Aves; Mesitornithiformes; Mesitornithidae.